Molecule: messenger RNA, 1514 nt
Organism: Carassius carassius (crucian carp)
Lineage: Eukaryota; Metazoa; Chordata; Actinopteri; Cypriniformes; Cyprinidae
Product: lysosomal acid phosphatase-like
Exons: 12
Coding region: 52-1410 (452 amino acids)
Biological process (GO): dephosphorylation; immune response; lysosome organization
Cellular component (GO): lysosome; extracellular region
Molecular function (GO): acid phosphatase activity; chemokine activity
Source: RefSeq, a predicted model, not a curated record
UCAUCGUUCAGUGAGGUUACUGUGCUCUGCUUCAGGUGCUCGUCCACAAGUAUGGAGUCCUGUUUUCUGGUCAUCUCUUUCCUUUUUGCUUUUGGUCUUUCCAGUGGAGAAAGGACGCUGAAGUUUGUCACUGUGCUUUAUCGUCAUGGUGACAGAUCUCCAGUCAGGCCAUAUCCAGCUGAUCCCUAUAAGGAGAGUGACUGGCCCCAGGGUUUUGGACAGCUCUCUCGGGAGGGAAUGAAGCAACACUUUGAACUGGGUCAGUUUUUAAAGAAACACUACACGAGAUUCCUGAGUGAGAGCUAUAACCGGCAUGAGAUACUUAUCAGAAGUACAGACGCCGAUCGGACUCUAAUGAGUGCAGAAGCAAACCUGGCUGGCAUGUUCCCACCUAAUGGUUCUGAGGUGUUUAAUCCAGAUUUGAAAUGGCAACCAAUACCUGUUCACACUGUCCCAGAGGACCAAGAUAAGCUGCUCUCAUUCCCUCUGAAAGACUGUCCACGUUACACACAGUUAAUGAAUGAGACUGAAAAAACUAACAUUUUUCUUAACAUGACUGAAACCUACAAGGGCUUUUUGGAGAUGGUGAGAAAUAAAACAGGACUGAAGAAACCCAACAUUGGAAACAUUUGGAGUUUGUAUGACACAUUGUUCUGUGAGGCAAAGCAUGGGAUGCGACCACCUGAUUGGGUUACUCCAAGUGUGAUGGAGACGCUAAAGGUCUUAAACAACUUUGGUUAUCAGAUUUUGUUUGGAGUCUACAAGAGAAAAGAGAAGUGCAGACUUCAGGGAGGCCUGCUGUUAGAUCAGAUUAUUAAGAAUCUGUCAAAUGCUGCAGCACCGGACUCUAAACAGGAAGUGAAGAUGAUGGUAUACUCAGCUCAUGACACAACAGUUGUAGCCCUGCAGGAAGCUCUGAAUGUCUUUAAUGGCCUGCAGCCACCUUAUGCCUCGUGUCAUUUAAUUGAACUUCACCAGGAAGAGAACGGGAUGUUUACAGUGGAGAUGUUUUAUCGCAAUGACACUAAUGUGUCUGAACCGUACCCUGUGUCUUUACCGGGCUGUUCCCAGCGCUGCUCCCUACAGGACUUUGUGAACCUCACACGUGAAGUCAUACCACAAGACAGGGAUAAAGAGUGUCAGAUAAGGAAGGAAGCCACAGACAAAGGUGCCAAGUUACCAUCUGAAUGCUGUUCUCAUACUUUAAGGAGAAAUAUCCCCAUUACUACAAUUGACUCCUACAUAGAGACAAGUGUGGAAUGCCCCAAACCCGGAGUCAUUUUUGUCAUCAAGGCGGGUUAUCGUAUCUGCGUGGAUCCUCAGCUGAGCUGGGUGAGGAGAGCCAUGAAAGCAGUCGAUGAGCGUGAUCUAUACAAAAAAAAUGAACAACGCGGUCAUUUGUUGUUUUAACCCAACAAGUUGGGUUAUUUGUUUGACCCAGUAUGCUGGGUUGCUUUUAUGAUUUAAAAUUACUAUACUGCUGAACCCAAAUUGAGAUAGAAAUUAAACCUACA